Molecule: messenger RNA, 1607 nt
Organism: Oenanthe melanoleuca
Lineage: Eukaryota; Metazoa; Chordata; Aves; Passeriformes; Muscicapidae
Gene: HSPB8
Product: heat shock protein family B (small) member 8
Exons: 3
Coding region: 496-1098 (200 amino acids)
Biological process (GO): cellular response to unfolded protein
Cellular component (GO): cytoplasm; protein folding chaperone complex; nucleus
Molecular function (GO): protein homodimerization activity
Source: RefSeq, a predicted model, not a curated record
CCCAGCGGCUGGAAGGUUAGAGAAGUUUCUGGGCUCCAGGCUCUGGCAUUUAUUGCAGCUCUCACCCAGGAGCAGCAGGGAAAGUUGUACAUAAAGUGCUGGAGAUUGAGAAGUGAGAGAGAAGCUUUUAAAUCUCAGGAUAUUUGGUUUUAUUAUUUUUUUUUUUCUCUCUCCUGACAAGAAGUUUUAUUUUCCUCUCCCCAGUCCUGGGAUCACAGCCAGACAGGAAGCGUUUUCUCGCGGCCAGAGAGCUCCCUCCGUCCUUCCUGCGCUCCUCCAGCUCCCGGUGAUUCAGCCUGAAUUGAUUUUCUCCUCAUCCUUCACCUGGUGCCGGGAAGGAGGGACCAUCCCCGCGCACCCACAUCCCACCCGGGGUGGAUGCGUCUCCUCCGGGACAGGCUCCCGGGGGAAGUUUGCAGCCAGGAGCGGCCGCACAGAGGCUGAGGCUCGGUCGGAGAGCCCCGAGGACACGCUCAGCCCCGUCCGAAGGAAGCCAUGGCCGACAGCCAGAUGCCCUUCUCCUGCCAUUAUCCCGGCAGGCGCAGCCUCCGCGACCCUUUCCGGGAGCCCGGCCUGACCUCGCGCCUGCUGGACGAUGAUUUCGGCUUGUCGCCCUUCCCCGGGGAUCUGACGGCGGACUGGCCCGACUGGGCUCGGCCCCGGCUCACCACCACCUGGCCGGGCCCCCUGCGCGCCGGGCUGGGCCGCACGCCCCCCAUGGCCCCCGCCUACGGCUCCCACUUCGGGGGGUACCCCGAGAGCCGCAGCCCCGCGCCCUUCCCCCGGGAGCCCUGGAAGGUGUGUGUCAACGUGCACAGCUUCAAACCCGAGGAGCUCACCGUCAAAACCAAGGAUGGCUACGUCGAGGUGUCAGGCAAACACGAGGAACAGCAGGUGGAAGGAGGGAUCGUCUCCAAGAACUUCACCAAGAAAAUCCAGCUGCCCUACGAGGUGGAUCCCAUCACGGUGUUCGCCUCCCUGUCUCCGGAGGGGCUGCUGAUCAUCGAGGCGCCGCAGAUCCCCCCCUACCAGCAGUACGGCGAGGGCAGCAGCGGCAGCGAGAUCCCCAUUGAGAGCCAGGAGGCCACCUGCACCUGAGCAGCCAGCGAGCCCCGGCCCCUGUCCCCUGUCCCUUGUCCCCUCCCCGGUCCUGCCAGCCUCGCAGGGAUGGCAGCACCCGCCCCUCGAGCUGGGCCAGGCCACCCCUGCCGGUAGAGAUCUGUGCCCACGGGGCCAAGCAGAAAGGAUGCUCCUCCUCCUUAUGGUUAUUGUUUGUUCCGAGUCGCUCGGACGGGAUAUUUAUAACAGUAGCAAAAAAAAAGGGCCUGUUUUUUUUCUUUAAAAUUGACAUGGAAACCCGUAGCUCUUUGUCUUUUCCUCCUCCAUGAGUUUUUUUUUUUUUUUUUAACUACAUCUCUGCAAAGGACACGCGUCCAGCAGCGGAGCUUGGUGGCGUGGCCUCCAUCCUGAGAAAAGGUCUGUCUGCUUUGAACCUUGGUUUGGGGUUUUGGUGUUGGAUUUUUGUUUUUUGUCUUUUCCUUAUUUCAAAAGAGAAUUUGUGCUUUUACUUGUCAGACCUGAGGAAUAAAACCCAGUUGAUGUUCUUA